AUGAACUGGUGGGUGAAGAAAGAGUUCCCUAGGGAUAGAGAUAAUAUAUUAGAAAUAGCAAUGCAAGAGGCGCAUAUAGUCGCUUCACCAGAAAUUCAGAUUUUUGAGAAUGAGACAGAGAGAGAAGUGGAGGGCUUGUUGGGAGAGGAAUCCGUGGUUAAUGAUGAUAAUGAUACGUGGGUAGAGACAGGAGCGCUUGAUUUGACGGUAAGCAGGAGGAUGGAGGAGAAGAAAAAUGAGGUGGUGGAGGCAGUUAUUGGAGUUGCAACGAGCGAAGAGCAGGCAUUAGAUCUUAGGAUAGUUAGAAGGAGAGAUGUGGAAGUAGUUGAAAAAAUUGAGAAUGAAAGAGAUGAUAAUAAUAGAAAUGAGAUGAUUGAUAAUGAAGUAGUACUUGGUGAUAUAGAGAGAAGUUCCGAAGUGCGUAGAGAAGAAUUAGAUGAGCAGAAUGCAGAAGAAUCCAACAUAGUUAGUAAGCCGAGAUCAAGAGAAAGAGUAAGACAUUCUUUAAAACGAAACAGAUCGGUAAGCUCGUCAUCAUCUAGCUCAUCAUCUAGUGACGAGUCAUCAUCAAGUGAAGACGAGAGGGAAAAAAGGGAAAACAAAUUCUGCAAGAUAAUGUGUGACAUGGUAAAGAGAACAGGGAACAUUAUUGGUAGCCAAAUUAUAUCCAAUGCUGAAAUGAUAAAUAAAUUACAAAGAACAGUUGAUGAACUUAGAAAAGAAGUUGCCGAACUAAAGAAAGAGAAAGAUAGUAGAGAUGGAAAGGAGGUAAAGAGUGAUGUAGAAAAAAGGAGUGAUGUAGGAGAAAAGAGUGUUACAGGAGUUAAGAAGAGUAAGGAAGGAAAUGGUGAAAAAAAUGAUAAAAAGAGUCUAGGAGAGAGGAAAGAAGUGGUGUUGAAAGAACCGAGUAAUAUAAAGGAUAAGAGAAACGAGGAAAAGGAAAACAGAGGGGAGAACAGAGGGGAGAACAGAGAAGUCGGUAGACGCCAACACUUUAACGUAAAGGGUCAACACAACAACUCGAGAUACUACAGUGGUUGGAAUAGGCGCAGAGAGUGGAUGCCGUACAAUAAGAAAUAUUGA
This is a messenger RNA of Ruditapes philippinarum (Manila clam), 1083 nucleotides long. RefSeq names its product protein FAM133A-like. Bases 1 to 1083 code for a protein of 360 amino acids. The transcript has a single exon. The record is from RefSeq and is a predicted model, not a curated record. NCBI's taxonomy places the organism in Eukaryota, Metazoa, Mollusca, Bivalvia, Venerida, Veneridae.